Molecule: messenger RNA, 341 nt
Organism: Dentiscutata heterogama
Lineage: Eukaryota; Fungi; Glomeromycota; Glomeromycetes; Diversisporales; Gigasporaceae
Source: the annotation of a GenBank genome assembly
AUGAGCAGACUAGAAGUUGUAAAGACAAUCACUAGGAUUAAGGAACAAGCACAACAAACAAAUGAUAAGCCAGCCCAGAUUAUGCAAACAGCGAUCGCUAACAGCUCUCAAUACAUAUAUCUAUAUCUUCCAUCAACCAAUACUCUUAGGCAAACUAUUCAAAGGAUUUGCUAUCUCAACCUUCUCACAGAACCAGGAUCUUUAGAGAGUCUUAUUAUCCCUGAGUAUCUAAGAAAAACUUUAGAUAGAGCAGACUUCUUAAUUAAUGAUACUACUAUUGGUCAUAAUAAAAUGCUUAUUUUUAUGACUCCUAAUAAUAUUCGUUAUCUAAAUCAAUCCCU